This is a messenger RNA of Thecamonas trahens ATCC 50062, 2284 nucleotides long. RefSeq names its product sodium/potassium/calcium exchanger 6 /K(+)/Ca(2+). Gene Ontology annotation, cellular component: membrane. Gene Ontology annotation, biological process: monoatomic cation transport; transmembrane transport; intracellular calcium ion homeostasis. Lineage: Eukaryota; Apusomonadida; Apusomonadidae. The record is from RefSeq and is a predicted model, not a curated record. Bases 1 to 2052 code for a protein of 683 amino acids. Gene Ontology annotation, molecular function: monoatomic cation transmembrane transporter activity. The transcript has 2 exons.
AUGCAGGUCUUCCCGACCAAGCAGCGGAUAAAGGUGGCCAUUCUGGCUGUGGUCAUUGCAGUUGUCUUCACCAUGGGCGGACUGGUCCAGCUCGUGGAGGAGAGCGGCUCUGUUGGGUCGGGCACUUCAGAGCGUUGGGAAAAUUCGCCAUCGGGCGCAGGUGCGGCUGCUGGUGCUGCUAUGGCAGGCGGUGGUGACUUGGCACCGGGUUCAUCACCGCCGCCGCCGCCAUCACCGCCUCCGGAGACCUGCGAGCACAUCACGCGGCACGAAGACGAGUGUGGGUAUGUGCACAACGCGUGCGAUCCGGGCGAUGGGUACAUCGACUACCUCUCGGUCUACUUUUGCGACUUUGGUCACUUGCGGCCGCUGGCGAUUGCGCUCUUCCUCGGAUGGCUGCUGUUCCUCUUCAUCUUUCUCGGCGUCUCGGCCGACGACUACCUCUGUCCUGCGCUCAAGGUGGUGUCUGACGCCAUGCGGCUUUCGGACAACGUGGCCGGCGUCACGCUCCUUGCGCUUGCCAACGGCGCGCCGGACAUCUCGUCAGCGUAUGUUGCGCUGCAGCGCGAGUCGACGGCAAACAUUGCGUUUGGUGCGCUCUCGGGCGCUGGCCUGUUUGUCACGACGGUGGUGAUGGCUGCGGUGGCGUUUGCCGGCACAUUCUCGGUCACCCGGCGGCCGUUUCUCCGCGACAUUGUGACGUAUCUGGUGGCUGCGGCGUGGUUCUUUGCCAUGCUUGCCAAUGGCAAGGUCCACCUUUGGGAGUCGAUCGGCUUUGUGGCGCUGUAUGGAGUGUACGUGGUAGUGGUUGUUCUCGGCCGCAUGGUGUACGUCAUGCACAAGCGGUCCCGCAAGACGGUGCUCAGCUCGCUGCUGGUGGUGCCGACGGCGGCGGCGCUCGGUGCGUCGCUGCAGCAGCCGCUGGUGGAGGCGACGGCCGAGGCCGGCGACUCGGCGACCAAGUCGCGAAUGCUCCACGACGAGGCCGAGCGCAUCGCGGCGGGUACCCAGCGGCCGCGCGACGUCAAGGCCCUUAUGUCGUCCCACAAUCCGCACUCGGUCCGGUACGCGGCGCAGCUGGCCGAGGCCGGCCAUCAUCCUGUUGCUCCCGCGCCAAGCAAGACCAAAGCUGCCGCUGCCCAGAGUAGCGAUCCGUCGGCGUCGCUGCUCGUCGAGACGUUCAUCAAUGCCGGCGGGAGCGACGACGACGACGAAGUGGAGGAGGGGGUGUGGAUGGCGAAGAGUGGGUCGCGGUCGAUGCUCGGCUCACUGAUCGAGGCGUGGCGCGAGGCCGGAUGGCUCGGGCGGCUGGUCUCGCUCGGCUCGCUGACGGCGCACCUGCUGCUGCGGCUGACGGUGCCGAUGGUGGACGACGGCGAGUGGUCGUUCUGGGGCUGCGUGGUGACGCCGACGACUGCGCUUGUGCUCGCGGUGGUGGCGUUUGGCGGGUUGCCUGCGAUGCAGGCGACCGUCGGCCCAGUCCCGCUCCUUGUCGUUGUCGGUUGCGGCGGGCUGGUGUGUUCGGCAGUUGUGUUCUGGGCACAGCGGCGGCAUUGCGGCGAGCCGGUUGCACGACCGUUCUUUGCCUUUCUUGCCUUUGUGGCGGCUGUCUCGUGGAUCUCGAUCAUUGCCAACGAGCUUGUGGACUUGCUUGCAGCGUUUGGCACCAUUGUCGGCAUCUCUGACGCGAUGCUCGGCAUCUCGGUCCUGGCGUGGGGCAACUCGCUCGGCGACCUGGUUGCCGACUACGCGGUGGCCAAGGGCGGAAUGGGCCAGAUGGCGGUCGGCGCCAUUCUCGCCUCGCCGCUUCUCAAUCUGCUCAUCGGUGUUGGCUUUUCUCUCACGGUCACCAUCACCCGGACGGGCGAGCCGUUCCACGUCUCGCUCAACGGGUCUGUGGCAACGGCGGUCAUCGGGCUCAUGGUCUCGCUCGCCUCGUCGGCACUAUUUAUCCCGCUCAACCGAUUCACGGUUGUCCCCAAGUACGGCUUCUACCUAGUGGCGGUCUACGUCGCCGCCUUUACGGGCGCGGUGGUGUUUGAGUUUGAGUGAGCGGCCGUACUGGCUAGCCUAGCAAGCUGGCUGGCAAGCAAGCUGUGCAUCGAUGUCGUUGCUGGCUUUACCACUUGGCGGCGAGGUCCUUGCGCUCGACAAGCGACUUGAGGACAAACAUGCCGAGCGGGAGGGCGACCAUGGUAAGCAUGAGGCCGCCGUACUGGAAGGCGUCGCCGAGGAGGUCAAACUCGCCGGAAGGGGCGACGCGGGUAAAGAAGACGUCGGGCGA